GGUAGACUGGUAGAUCACUCUGCUUUCCGGAGCAUCCUUGCAACGAGAACCAUUUCGAGGUUCUCAAGCACCUAUAUUGGUCACUUCCUCACUGAAUUGGACUUUGCAGUCCGUCAGUGAAACCUUAUCGCUUGGCUGCCAGCGGGCAGUAACCUCUUUGCUAUUGUCAUUCAGUAACAGCUCAUUACUAUAUCUCGCGACUAAGUCGCUAAAGUCUCACCCUUUGAAGCCUACAAGCCCUCCCUUUCUUAAGUGAAGGUAUUAUUCACGAUGAGUGGAAGCGGCGGAUUCUACAAGUACCGAUGCAAAUACUUUUAUACUCAUAACUGCCCAAAUUGGGUAUACGUUAACAAUUCCCCUUGCGCAAACUGCUGUGCGGAGGGACGAGAUGUCGACGGAGAAGUCCCCGAUAUGCCUUUGCCGAGGCACUCGCACGAUAUUUGCGUUCCUCGGGUAGAGGAUGGUGUCGUUCACUACACGCUGAUGGAACUCGUCAAUACGAAUGAGUCUGGAAACCAAUGGAUCCUAAGAUACAAAGUCAACCAGACUCAAGUUCCUACGGUGAUGACUACCAAUGCCACUCCCGGUGCCCCGAUCCCAUCAACGAGUUACUGAAAGGAGGAGACGUCUGUAUUGCCGAUGACGGCAAAGUCAAUGGCGUCAAAUAUUGAGGAUGAUCAGAUGGGACCUUCUAGUAGUUUCCAGGUUCCAGGGAUUAAGGGAGCGGAUUAAUGACAUUGGGGAAUACAUAUCCAGGACAACCGGGAUUGUGGGGCGCAGCAACCAAGUUUGCCCAGGCUCUAAUAAUGAACUGACGAUCGUAUGGCGGAAGCGGCGGCGUUUGCUGCAAAAUCGGCCUAUGAUUAGCUUCACUUGAGUAGCUGAUGAAUUGCGACUAUUUCGACGGAUGAUGGAAAUAUUCCUAAUCAAAGAUUGCGCCGAGUUCGGUCCUUAUACUAAAAAGAGCGCACAUUGCCAUGGGACGGAAGUGUACGGAAGUGUGUUGAGGGUAAAUAAUUAGUAUGGUAGUAGUUUCGAGCACUUAGGCGAGGCUAUCCCGCCUAAUGUCUGCAGAGCGUUAAUAGUAG
Messenger RNA from Daldinia vernicosa, 1088 nucleotides. RefSeq lists its product as uncharacterized. The coding region runs from base 271 to 615 and encodes 114 amino acids. The transcript is spliced from 2 exons. The record is from RefSeq and is a predicted model, not a curated record. NCBI's taxonomy places the organism in Eukaryota, Fungi, Ascomycota, Sordariomycetes, Xylariales, Hypoxylaceae.